Aphis gossypii (cotton aphid) is the source of this 1266-nucleotide messenger RNA. RefSeq lists its product as uncharacterized. The transcript has a single exon. Gene Ontology annotation, molecular function: protein binding; fatty-acyl-CoA binding. The coding region runs from base 430 to 1119 and encodes 229 amino acids. NCBI's taxonomy places the organism in Eukaryota, Metazoa, Arthropoda, Insecta, Hemiptera, Aphididae. The record is from RefSeq and is a predicted model, not a curated record.
AGUAUUGCCGUAUCGCAGACUAUCGCUUUAACUUCGGGUUAAAAAAACGUGUUCUUUUUAGUUACAAUAGUAUUUCCAAAGUUAAUUUUUAAUUUUUUUUAUAUAAAAUGUCAAAAUUGACCAAAUUUUUCGUUGGAAAUUUGCCGUGGACAGUUAGUAGCCGAGAACUUCGUAAAUAUUUUGCAUCAUUCGGUCACGUUGCUUCUGCAGACGUCUUGUUCGAUCACACUACUGGUUUGUCAAAGGGUUACGGAUUUGUUCAGUUUUCUACACCGGGCGGAUACGAAAAUGUUUUAAACAAUAAUAAACAUGAAUUAGACGGGCAAACAUUGAUUCUCAAAACAGCUGAUUAUCAAUAAUUGUUGUUCCAUAAGUAAAAUUCCUGUUUUUAAUAUUAUAGACCUAUUAGUAUAUAACAUAAUUUAAGUAAUGGAUUUUAAUUCUAAAAGUUUAUCUGCUCAGUUUGAUAAAGCUGUCUCAUUUAUUUCUGGAUCUAAUUUAUCUGAUGUUGACAUACAGCUUAAAUUGUAUGGAUUUUAUAAGCAAGCAUUAGAAGGUCCAUGUACUCAACCUAAACCUCCGAUAUAUGACCUAAAAGGCCGUAAAAAAUGGUAUGCCUGGUCUGAAAUGGGUGCAAUGACUAAAGAAGAAGCUAUGACAUCAUACAUAAAUUUAGUAACGUCUAUUAAUCCAAACUUAGAAACAGAAAAAACUGGAUGGGUAACAGUUAGUACAUUUGCCAAUGAUGAAAAACCACUGCCAGAAAAUGAAAAAACCAUUAGUGACUGGGUUAAAGAUGGAGACUUAAACAAAAUACAAACUUUUAUAGGUGAUGUAAAUGUUAAUGAUUGUAUGGGAAUGGCACCAAUCCAUUGGGCUUCAGAUCGUGGAGAUUUAGACAUAUUGAAACUUUUGGUAGAAAAUCAUUCAGCUGAUGUUAAUUUUCAAGACAAUACAGGCCAAACAGCUUUACACUAUGCUGUUUCUUGUGGUUAUGAAGAGAUUUGCAAAUAUUUAAUUAGUAAGGGUGCAAGAAUAAAUAUUCAAGAUGAGGAUGGAAUUACUGCAUUAGAAAUGUGUACAGAUGAAAAAUUAAAAUCACUAUUAUCAAUAAAUUAAAUCUUAUGUUUAUACACAAUUAAUUGUAUAUAAUUAUUAUUACAAAAUGUUGAAACCAAAUUAAAAAUGAUUGCAUGUAAGAAUAAAAUGUAGUCUGUUUUGUAUAAUAUUUUAUAAAAUAAAUAAAUAAAAAUAAUUUUAUUUAUA